This is a messenger RNA of Meyerozyma guilliermondii ATCC 6260, 855 nucleotides long. Its product is annotated as pheromone-regulated protein. The transcript has a single exon. The coding region runs from base 1 to 855 and encodes 284 amino acids. Lineage: Eukaryota; Fungi; Ascomycota; Pichiomycetes; Serinales; Debaryomycetaceae. The record is from RefSeq and is a predicted model, not a curated record. Gene Ontology annotation, cellular component: fungal-type vacuole; cellular bud neck.
AUGUACCAAGUUCCGGCAAUGGCUGCAACCCAGAGUUCCGAGGCCAUACCUGUAACCACCUCCGGCCCCUACAUCACCAUUAUGAAGCGAGCUUCAAUGCCAUCAAUGUCUACCGAUGAUGCUUUGCCGUCACUUUCCUCCGACGCAAUGCCUUCAAUGUCCUCAGAAUCUUAUUCGUAUAGCAUUGCCAUUCCUAAUGGGAGUCCUACUUCCACAGCUAAUCCAUACAUUACCCACUCCAACCUUCCCACCAACCUUGUAUUUAUAAUCAUGGGAGCCAUAAUUGGAGCCAUACUAUUGGGUUUUGCAAUGUACCGCGUCAUAUCAUUUAUUACUGGGCGUCGACUCGCCAAAUCUGACAAAGAAGUGUAUUAUUCCAACCCAUCUUCACUCUAUCAAUUUGGAGGAAGCUCAAGUUCAAAUUCAUCAUUUUUUGAAAAAUCGUCUUUUGCAUCUACUGCAAGUAUUAAUCAACUUUCUAAGCAUGGGUCUGCGGUAUGGCUGGCUUACCGAGAUCUCGACUCGUCAAGCAAUGAUUCAAGUACUCCUGGAAGACUGUACCGUCAAGCAGUAACAGGAAAAGAACCAACUCCAAGACGCAAUUCUAUGUUUGUAAGUCCCGUUCUCGAAGUGAUGAACAAACGUAAUUCGCAAUUGGACCUUCCAUUAUUCAAUAAGCGCAACUCGCAGUUUGAACUUCCGAUGUUUCACGAUAAUUCAGCCGGUCUCAAUCUGUCUUUUAUCAAUGGCAGCGAUAUCGAUGUCAGCGACCGAGUAAGUCGCAACGAUGUCACCGUGGAACGGCCUAGGAUCAAGCGGCCGCCUAGCCAGUACCUCGACGACCUCAUAUCAUAA